Messenger RNA from Anopheles nili, 375 nucleotides. RefSeq names its product histone H2A. The record is from RefSeq and is a predicted model, not a curated record. Gene Ontology annotation, molecular function: structural constituent of chromatin; DNA binding; protein heterodimerization activity. The transcript has a single exon. Gene Ontology annotation, cellular component: nucleosome. Bases 1 to 375 code for a protein of 124 amino acids. Lineage: Eukaryota; Metazoa; Arthropoda; Insecta; Diptera; Culicidae.
AUGUCCGGACGUGGCAAGGGAGGAAAAGUUAAGGGAAAGGCAAAGUCCCGUUCGAACCGCGCCGGAUUGCAGUUUCCGGUUGGCCGUAUCCAUCGUCUGCUUCGCAAGGGUAACUAUGCCGAGCGCGUCGGUGCCGGAGCACCGGUGUAUCUGGCCGCCGUCAUGGAGUACCUGGCCGCUGAAGUGCUAGAGUUGGCCGGAAAUGCCGCUCGCGAUAACAAGAAGACGCGUAUCAUCCCUCGCCAUCUGCAGCUGGCCAUCCGUAACGACGAGGAGUUGAACAAGCUGCUCUCGGGUGUGACCAUCGCCCAAGGUGGUGUCUUGCCCAACAUCCAGGCCGUGCUGCUGCCGAAAAAGACGGAAAAGAAGGCUUAA